GACCGAGCUCAUCCGCGAUACAGUUGCUUUUCGCAUCCAACAGACAAAAUGGCUGAUGUUCCCAAGCGUGAAAUUGAAAAUGUCGAAUUCGUGUUCGAAGUCAUGGGUUCCGCCGGCGAGGGCAUUGAUGCCGUCGAUCUAGGCGAUGCUCUGCGUGCCCUGAACUUGAACCCCACCUUGGCUCUGAUCGAGAAAAUGGGUGGCACCAAGAAGCGCAACGAGAAGAAGAUCAAGAUGGACGAAUUCCUGCCCAUUUACUCACAGGUCAAGAAGGAGAAGGAGCAGGGCUGCUACGAGGACUUCAUUGAGUGCUUGAAGCUCUACGACAAGGAGGAGAACGGCACCAUGAUGCUCGCUGAGCUGCAGCACGCCCUGCUGGCGCUUGGUGAGAGCUUGGAUGACGAGCAGGUUGAGACUCUGUUCGCUGACUGCAUGGAUCCCGAGGACGAUGAGGGAUUGAUCCCCUACUCUCCAUUCCUCGCCAGAAUGUGUGAAAGACCAGAUAUGUUGAAGUGAAUAUGAAAUGAAUGAAAUGAGUUGUUGAGACCGACAUCCAAUCAACAACAACUGAAACAACACCAACAGAUUUAUAGCAACAACCAUUCUCCAUAGAUGUUAUAUUCAUCGCUAACUCUCUCUAUCUCUCUCUCGUAUAUUAUUUUAAUUAAAUUUUACUUCUGCUACUACAACUGCAAUUGAACUUCAAGAUAAUAUUAUUUUUUAAAAAAUAAAAAAAAUUUAAAUUAUAAAAUAACGAAAAAAAACUGAAAAAAAUAUUAAGUUUCUGUGCACAUUAUUUUGUUAUUCACUUUGUUGCUUUUACAAGCCCAAAACAAUAGUUAAUUAUUAUUCCUUAUGAGACGCAAAUAAAUCAAAUAGCAAAUACAAUAAUGUUUAGGAAACUGCAACUUGCUACCUGAAACGAAAUGAGGCAGCUGCUACCUGCAGCCACCCUGAGGUCGACACUUCAGAGGUUACCACACUGAAUAUUUCAAAGUGAAAUAAGUCCAAUGUAUUUAAAUAAACACUAUGAAUAGUUUGUGAAGCCCCUACCAAAAGGGACAAGCACAAUGAUAA
Drosophila persimilis is the source of this 1077-nucleotide messenger RNA. It is a transcript of the gene Mlc1, whose product is annotated as myosin light chain alkali. Gene Ontology annotation, molecular function: calcium ion binding. The record is from RefSeq and is a predicted model, not a curated record. Gene Ontology annotation, cellular component: muscle myosin complex. The transcript is spliced from 5 exons. The coding region runs from base 49 to 516 and encodes 155 amino acids. Lineage: Eukaryota; Metazoa; Arthropoda; Insecta; Diptera; Drosophilidae.